Molecule: messenger RNA, 1683 nt
Organism: Penicillium nucicola
Lineage: Eukaryota; Fungi; Ascomycota; Eurotiomycetes; Eurotiales; Aspergillaceae
Product: MDR family MFS transporter
Exons: 7
Coding region: 1-1683 (560 amino acids)
Biological process (GO): transmembrane transport
Molecular function (GO): transmembrane transporter activity
Source: RefSeq, a predicted model, not a curated record
AUGACAGGGGUACUUGCAAACGACCCAGGGCAUCUCACGCCCGAGGCGGAUACCGCGGUUGAGAAGAAUGGGACUCAUGUUGAGUUCAACGAGCAAACUAAUUAUGUGCCUAAGCGCACCAUCAUCACGAUCUUCCUGGCAUGUUCCACCGUCGAUUUACUGGCUUUGAUGGACCAGACAACUCUGGCUGCCAGUUUGUCUAUCAUUGGAAAUGCAUUGGGAGCCAGUGAUCAAACUUCGUGGAUAUCCGGCGGUUACUUCGUAACGUCAACAUGUUUCCAGUUGCUAUAUGGCAGACUUUCUGAUAUCUGGUCUCGGAAGUUGGUUCUUUUCGUCGGUCUUGCCAUCUUCUUUUUUGGAUCAUUGGCCGCCUCCCUUGCUCAGACUGCAACCCAGUUAAUCGUCUUUCGUGCGUUCACUGGUGUAGGCGGCGGUGGUCUCAUGACUGUCGCGCAGAUGAUUGUCAGUGAUGUUGUUCCGCUUCGUGAGCGAGGAAAAUAUCAAGGUAUCCUAGGUGCCGUGGUUGCUAUUGCCAAUGGCAUCGGCCCAGUCAUUGGUGGUGCACUAGCCUCAAUAUCGGAAGACUCAUGGCGGUGGAUUUUCCGUCUCAAUCUUCCCUUGACAGCUCUCACCACCCUAGCAGUUCUGUUCUUUAUGCCUCUUCGUAAGGUCACUGGUGAUUGGAAAGUCAAGCUCAAAGCGAUCGAUUUCUUUGGUGCGCUUUUGGCUCUGGCAGGUGCCUCAGUUCUGCUGCUUGGUUUGACUUGGGGUGGUGGUGAAUACUCGUGGGACUCAGCACAUGUUAUAUCAACUUUGGUCGUUGGGUUCGCCGUCUCUGUUGCAUUUGUUGUGUGGCAGUGGAAGGGAACCUCAACGCCGCUGGUUCCAAUGCAUAUAUUCAAGGGCAAGAUUGUUAACGGCGCUUGUUUGACUAUGUUCAUCAAUGGGUGGAACUUUUUGGUUCAAGUCUACUAUAUCCCCACCUUCUAUCAGUUGGUCUUUGGAUAUUCAACAGUGAAGGCUGCGGCAAUGUUGCUACCUAUCACACUCAUGCAGACUGUCAGCAGUACGGCCUCUGGUCUCAUUGUCCAUUGGGUAGGCCGCUAUCGAGAAUGUAUCCUCUUUGGAUGGGUGAUGUGGGCUGCUGGACUUGGACUUUUCUCGACUCUCGAUCAAAAUUCGGGACUAGGAAAGCAGAUUGGAUAUGGCAUACUCACAGGUGUCGGAGUUGGAAAUACUUUGCAACCUGCUCUGAUUGCCGUUCAAGCUGGAGUUGAAAGGCGAGAUAUGGCUGUAGUCACCUCUUUCAGGAACUUUGUACGCAAUCUUGGUGGUACGCUUGGCCUUGCCAUAGCUGGAACUAUCAUCAACAAUAUUGUCUCGUCGUCAAUAUCAGUCCUGGAUCUUGACGAGACUCAAUCUCGCUCUCUUCUAUCUAGCCCACAGAAUUAUCUUUCAAAGCUAUCGGUGGAGGAUGCGCGUCACGUCCGUGACGUCCUUACGCCCGCAUAUCAAAAAGGCUUCCGUAUUAUCUUUAUCAUCGGUGCAUCACUUGCAGCGCUUGCUUUCUUCUUGUCUUUUUGGCUGAUGCCUCAGCUUGGCUUAAAGCGAGCAGAUGAUGAGAAAUUGAAAGAAGAGGGAAAGAAGCGAAUCGAAGGCGAAUUGGACGAAGAGAAGAGAUAG